Messenger RNA from Prorocentrum cordatum, 333 nucleotides. The record is from the annotation of a GenBank genome assembly. Lineage: Eukaryota; Dinophyceae; Prorocentrales; Prorocentraceae.
AUGGGUCCGCGAUCGGCGGCGCGGGCGCGAAGCGUUGGCCACGCGCUGCCAGCGUCUGCGGCGGAGCGCCAAGGGCGCUGGUGCCACGCGGACGGGGGGAAGGCGAAGUCGUCGUACUCGCUGUCCGUGUCUGGCCAGUCCAUCGGGCCGUUCUCAUCCUCGGCUUCACUGGGUCCGCGAGCGGCGGCGCGGGCGCGAAGCGUUGGCCACGCGCUGAGAGCGUCUGCGGCGGAGCGCCAAGGGGCGCUGGUGCCACGCGGGCGGCGGGAAGGCGAAGCCGUCGUGCUCGCUGUCCGUGUCUGGCCAGUCCAUCGGGCCGCGCUCGACCUCUGA